CUGCUUCAAGAUGAUCUGGGUGUGGCUAACCUAGCUAGCUUAUCUCCCUAAUUACAGUAACUAUAACCAUCUAGUUCUGUAUCAUCGUCAGCAAUACGAAAAAUGCCAGUCAGAACGGCAAAGCAAAUGAAGCCCACUUUAAAAGUGACGAAGUCGAGGACGCCGAAUCAGUCGACAUCUGGGGUGCUCCGCGUAAACCAAAGCGCUACGAAUACGAGGAGUGUAAAUAGCUCUGUACACCGAAAGAGCUUCACUUUAGCAGGGGAUAGUAAAGUUCUCGACAAAGGGUCUGUUCAGACCCACAAACAAACAGUACAGGUUUUUGAUGAAACAGGGAAGGAUGUCACACCUCAGCCUCUGUACCAACCAGAAGCUGGAGCUUUGCAACCCAAACAAAGCAAAAUCUUCACGAACCAUGACACUUCGGGGAGUACCCUCUCUGACUUCCUGUCCACAGCCUACCAAACCACCAAUGCAAGCUUUGCAGCACCAUUUACAAGGUCUGUUUUUGGGAGCAGCUCAGUAUCUAGAUCGAGCCAGUCUACAAUGGAAUCUAUGAAUGAUGAAAUUGAGGAUCCAUCUUCAAAAAAGGAUAUCUCCCUUAGUCUUUCAGAUGUCCAGGUGCGGCGAGAGGAGAUAAAAGAGCAGAUCAAGGAGCACAUGUUGGACUGCAUGGUAGACUGCUACCUCACCGAGACCGAGACCAUCUGGCUGUUGGACAUGCCUGCAUUGUCUGUGUCUAUGGACUCUGAGGAGGCUGAAGUGGUCAAGGGAAGGAACAUGGCAUACCAAGAACUUUGCAAAAACAGGCUGGGCAAUGAUAAAUACAUGGAGCGCCCAAUGCAGACCUUUAACGGGGCACCCAAAGCUAAAGAAGUCCAGAGCGAUAGCAUCUCUAUGGUGGAAAAAGCUACCAUGGCCACCCACUGGGACAUAUAUGACUCAUAUGUAAGUGAUGGCGGGGCAGGCAAUGCUGCAGAUGGAGCGAGCCCCACCAAGCUGGACAUCUCCACCCUUCAUCGCGUCCAUUCAUCCAGACCUCUUGACAGAACCAUGUCUGGAGCCAGUGCCAUCAGCACAGCUAGUACUUCCAGCUCCCGAAUAGACACAGAGGCCUUUGUGGUUCAGGGUGAGAAUGAAUCUGACCCAGAGGAUGUCCUGCACUCUGAGAAGUUCCUACAGGAUCUGCUGGUAAUGGAGAGGGCAGUUCUAGAGAAUAUCUACCAGCCAAAACUUGCUGCUUACAGACAGCUGCCAAUACUGCCAGACCCAAACAGAGAGCAGAAGGCCGGAGAUGAGAGAGAUGGCCAAGAUGAUGUCUCUCUCAACCCAGCCCUGGAGCGCCUCUGGGCCUUCAACUGUGAGCUUACCAUGGGCCGCAAUGUCAGCAACAUGGCCUGGAAUAAGAAAAAUCCAGACCUUCUGGCUGUGGGAUAUGGGCAGUUUGACUUCAAAGAUCAGAAAUCUGGGCUAGUCUGCUGCUGGUCUUUGAAGAACCCUACCUGGCCCGAGCGGAUCUUUCACUGCGAGAGCGGUGUCACUGCCCUAGACUUCUCAACCUGCAGUCCCAGUCAGUUGGCAGUGGGCAUGCAUGAUGGCAGCAUUGCCAUCUACAAUGUGCAGAGCACAGAGAAAACACCAGUGAUUGACAGCAGUGAUUGUGCUCACAAGCACACGGGUCCAGUGUGGCAGGUGCGGUGGGUUGAAAAUGAGCACGGCCCAGGAGGAGAGGACAAACGCGAGACACUGAUCUCUGUGUCUGCCGACGGGAGGAUCAGCAAGUGGUUUCUCCGUAAAGGCCUUGAUGGCAUCGAUCUGAUGAAGCUGAAGAGGAUGAGGAGUGUGAGGAAGCACCUGGGAGUGAAGGAGAGGAAGAUUGAAGCUUUGAUCUCUCGCCAUGCAUCUGGCCUGUGCUUCCAUUUCCACAACAAUGAUUCGAAUAUCUAUUUGGUUGGGACAGAAGAUGGCCUAAUUCACAAGUGCUCCUGCUCAUACAAUGAGCAGUUCCUGGGGACCUAUACGGCACACAUAGGUCCUGUGUAUAAGAUCACGUGGUCACCCUUGUGUCCAGAUGUGUUCCUGAGCUGCUCUGCUGACUGGACCAUUCAGCUUUGGAGGCAGGAUCUCUUCACACCUAUUCUGGGCUUCACCUCCACCCACAAGGCUGUGCAUGACAUAGAAUGGUCGCCUAGGUGGGCCACCGUGUUUGGGGCAGUGAACGAGGGCAGGCUGGAGAUCUGGGACCUGGGAUCAAGCAUUCUGGAUCCAAUCAUAGUGAGCAUGGCCCGUCCAGGGGUGAAGCUCACCUCUCUGCUGUUUGCCACGCAGACGGACUGUGUGCUGGUCGGGGAUAGUGGGGGCCAAGUCAGCGUUUACAAACUGAAGAACCUCAAUGCAGGAGAAGGCAAAGAGGUGAACACUUUGCAUGACAUUAUCAGGUCCACACUGGCCAGUCAGCUCUGAGACAGGGAUACGCUGUGCACCUGAUAGGCUGGACCUGCUCCACUCCAUCAUCAUGCUGACAGUAAUAUCCAUGAUUCAUCAGACUCAGUGACUCCAUAAUAACAAUGAGAUUUACAGCAGACUGGGCCUGUCUAGAAGGACCUCCAGCUUUCUUGUAUAAGGGAAAGAGACAUAUUUUCAAAACGGUUUCACCUGCCAGAAAUGGUUCUGACUGACAGUAGGUCACAGUUGAUAGUGUGUCUGAACCACUAUGUAACCACCAUGCCUGUGCAUUUAAAACAGCUACUUAUCAUAAGUGUUUAUGCCCUAUUUUCUGAGUGACUAAGACAAUAAAGAAAGAGGAAAAAACACAA
Molecule: messenger RNA, 2816 nt
Organism: Electrophorus electricus (electric eel)
Lineage: Eukaryota; Metazoa; Chordata; Actinopteri; Gymnotiformes; Gymnotidae
Gene: dnai4
Product: dynein axonemal intermediate chain 4
Biological process (GO): cilium movement
Cellular component (GO): axonemal dynein complex
Molecular function (GO): dynein heavy chain binding; dynein light chain binding
Source: RefSeq, a predicted model, not a curated record